Molecule: messenger RNA, 426 nt
Organism: Pseudozyma hubeiensis SY62
Lineage: Eukaryota; Fungi; Basidiomycota; Ustilaginomycetes; Ustilaginales; Ustilaginaceae
Exons: 1
Coding region: 1-426 (141 amino acids)
Source: RefSeq, a predicted model, not a curated record
AUGUAUGUGCAAGGCGACCCAUUGCAUGCUCGCAAGGUCCUUGCCGAAGAUCAGGACAAGUCUUUCACAGUGUGCCGUACACCCUCGGCAGAAGUGGUGUGUCCGGCGACUUUUGAUCAGGAAAUCGCUGGCAAGCGUCGACCCCCAAUUUUCCGAGGUGCGGUCGCCAGCUGCAGCUGUCGCUUGACAGAACACCGAGGCCCCGACUGUUGCACCCCCAGAACCUCUGCAUCGAUAGGCCUCUGCAGUUGCUUGAACCCUUCAAUUAAGUUACUGGAACAAGCGUCGCUGGCGUUCCGACGCAGGGAUGCUCGGGAUGACGAUCUGAUCUGCUCCCGUAUAUUGCGUCUAAUGUGCCGAGGUGCAGCGUGCAAGGUAUUCCGCAACGUUGUUUCCUGUACCUACUUGCUCGACUUACUUGCGUAG